CGCCCGCCCCUCUCGCACUCGCACGCGCACACACGCCGCCCACGCACGCAGCCUCCACGCCGACAGCUCUCUCCGGCAUCUCCAGCACACGCUCUGCACUCUCCGCCGGCGCGUCGUGGGCUCCAGCAUGACUAGGAGGUGAAGACACACCGCCAGCGAGCACCGCCAAGCGACCACCGACCAUGGAGCCGGUCAGCGCCGCCAAACUGUGGCUGGUGCUGAUAGUGACGGCUCUGCUAUCAGCCACGCACGCACAGGACGCCAGAAGAGACGGAGAUGGCGGCAAAGAAGUCAUAGUCGACAUCGAAAACGAGGACAAGACGCAGUAUCACGAGCAGAACUUUAAUAAUACAGGUGCUUACGAGUAUGGAUACGAGGUGGGCCCGGACGGGCAGUUCCACCACGAGAACCGCGGACCGGAUGGCGUGGUGUACGGCUGCUACGGGUACGUGGACCCGGAAGGCAAGCUGAGAGCCACGCAUUACGUGUCGGACGCCUGGGGCUACCGCGUCGUGCAGCCGGGAAGGCCUGUGGAGAUCUUCCUCCACCCACACGACGAAGGGCACGACCACGGCGGCGGUGAGGAGCACGGCCACGAGGGACACGGGCACGGUCACGGUCAUGGGCACCAUGGAGUUGUGACACCGUGGAACAAGCUCUACUUCCCUAAAGGAUGUGGCGGAAUCCGGCCACCAGGGCAACCUGGUGGUGGACCGUUCCCAGGUCCUGGAGGUGGACCGGUAGAAGGAGCUGGCACAGGAACAGAUGGGGGAGCUAUUCUCCCAGGACAAAGACCACCUGGAGGAGGUCCACCAGGUGCACCAGGAUACCCAGGUGCACCAGGCUAUCCAGGAGGACCAGGGGGACCUGGUGGACCAGGAGGACCAGGUGGGCCUGGAGGACCAGUAGGACCAGGAGGACCUACAGGACCAGGUGGUCCAGUAGGACCAGGAGGUCCAGUUGGACCGGGAGGACCAACAGGCCCAGCACCACCAGGGGCACCAGGAGGCCCUGGAGGACCAGGAGGACCUGGAGGACCAGGUGGACCAGGAGGACCACCAGGUAUAGGAGGACCAACAGGGCCUGGAGGACCAGUUAGACCAGGAAUACCAGGAAGGCCAGGAGCACCAGGAACACCAGGAGGGCCAGGAGGACCUGGAGGACCUGGAGGACCAGGAGGACCAGGAGGACCACCAGGUAUAGGAGGACCAACAGGGCCUGGAGGACCAGUUAGACCAGGAAUACCAGGAAGGCCAGGAGCACCAGGAACACCAGGAGGACCAGGAGGACCUGGAGGACCUGGAGGACCAGGAGGACCAGGAGGACCACCAGGUAUAGGAGGACCAACAGGUCCUGGGGGACCUCUUCAACCAGGAAUACCAGGAAGACCAGGAGCACCAGGAACACCAGGAGGGCCAGGAGGACCUGGAGGACCUGGUGGACCAGGAGGACCAGGAGGACCACCAGGUAUAGGAGGACCAACAGGGCCUGGAGGACCAGUUAGACCAGGAAUACCAGGAAGGCCAGGAGCACCGGGAACACCUGGAGGACCUGGAGGACCAGGAGGACCUGGAGGACCAGGAGGACCAGGAGGACCACCAGGUAUAGGAGGACCAACAGGUCCUGGAGGACCUCUUCAACCAGGAAUACCAGGAAGACCAGGAGCACCAGGAACACCAGGAGGGCCAGGAGGACCUGGAGGACCUGGAGGACCAGGAGGACCAGGAGGACCACCAGGUAUAGGAGGACCAACAGGGCCUGGAGGACCGGUUAGACCAGGAAUACCAGGAAGACCAGGAGCCCCAGGAACACCAGGAGGACCUGGAGGACCUGGAGGACCUGGAGGUCCUGGAGGACCAGGAGGACCACCAGGUAUAGGAGGACCUACAGGGCCAGGGGGACCAGGUAUACCAGGAAGACCAGGAGCACCAGGAACACCAGGAGGACCUGGAGGACCAGGUGGGCCAGGGGGCCCUCCAUUCCCAGGAGGACCAACUGGACCAGGAGGACCAGGAAUACCAGGUAUACCAGGAGCACCAGGAGCACCAGGAGGGCCAGGUGGCCCAGGAGGGCCAGGUGGACCUGGAGGGCCACCAGGAAUAGGAGGACCUACAGGCCCUGGAGGACCAGUUAGACCCGGAAUACCAGGAAGACCAGGAGCACCAGGAACACCAGGAGGACCAGGUGGUCCAGGAGGGCCAGGAGGACCAGGUGGUCCAGGAGGACCACCAGGAAUAGGAGGACCUACAGGACCAGGUGGACCAGUCAGACCAGGAAUACCAGGAAGACCAGGAGCACCAGGCACACCUGGAGGACCAGGAGGUCCAGGAGGCCCAGGAGGCCCAGGUGGGCCAGGAGGACCACCAGGAAUAGGAGGACCUACAGGGCCAGGAGGACCAGGAAGACCAGGAGCGCCAGGGACACCAGGAGGACCUGGAGGUCCAGGAGGGCCAGGAGGUCCUCCUUUCCCCGGAGGACCGACUGGGCCAGGAGGACCAGGAAUACCAGGUGUACCAGGAGCACCUGGAGCACCUGGAGGUCCAGGAGGACCUGGUGGACCUGGUGGACCAGGUGGUCCACCAGGAAUAGGAGGACCUACAGGACCAGGGGGACCAGGAAUACCAGGAAGGCCAGGAGCGCCAGGAGCACCAGGAGGACCAGGUGGACCUGGAGGACCAGGAGGUCCAGGAGGUCCGCCAGGAACAGGAGGACCAACAGCCCCUGGAGGACCAGGAAUACCAGGCAGGCCAGGAGCACCAGGGGCUCCAGGUGGUCCAGGAGGACCAGGUGGACCUGGUGGACCAGGAGGACCACCAGUUCCUGGAAUUCCUGGUGUCCCAGGAUACCCAGGAUACCCAGGAGGCUAUCCUACUGGACCAGGUACUUUCCCUGGGGCGCCUGGUUUACCAGGUGCACCAGGUGUACCAGGAGCUCCAGGACAACCUGGAGGCCCAGGAUAUCCUGGAGGACGACCGCCUACAGGACCUAUUGGUUUCCCAGGUACUCCAGGAGCCCCAGGACAACCUGGAGCACCAGGACAACCUGGAGCACCAGGGUUCCCUGGACAGAGACCACCGACUGGACCAGGAGGCUAUCCUGGCGCCCCUGGAAUUCCAGGACAACCAGGCUACCCGGGAACACCAGGCCAGAGGCCGCCGUCAGGACCAGGAGGAUAUCCAGGAGGACCAGGAUACCCAGGCGGAGGUCCAGGAGGAUACCCAGGAUACCCCGGCGCUCCAGGGCUUCCAGGAACACCAGGAUACCCAGGAGGACCGGGACAGAAGCCUCCCACAGGACCUGGCGGAUACCCCGGAGCACCAGGACAACCAGGAGCACCAGGCCUUCCAGGUGUACCAGGACAGCCGGGACAGAGGCCUCCAUCAGGACCUGGAGGAUAUCCAGGAGGAUAUCCAGGCGGAUACCCAGGCUACCCAGGAGCUCCUGGAGGUCCAGGCGCACCAGGAACACCAGGUGUGCCAGGUAAGCCUGGAACACCAGGGACACCAGGCUACCCUGGAAUACCUGGAGGUCCAGGAUAUCCAGGGGGAAGACCGCCAGCAGGAGGAGUACCAGGAGGAUACCCAGGUGGACCAGGUGCACCAGGAGCACCAGGCUACCCAGGGGCACCAGGAUUACCAGGAGGAAGGCCACCAUCAGGAGGAGGACCAACUGCACCAGGAGGCUACCCAGGUCAACCAGGUAGACCAGGAACACCAGGAACACCUGGAGCACCUGGAUUACCAGGGACACCAGGAGGACCAGGAUAUCCAGGAGGAAGACCACCCACAGCACCAGGAGAAUACCCAGGUGGUCCAGGUGCACCAGGAGCACCAGGCUACCCAGGGGCACCAGGAGCACCUGGGGUACCAGGAUUGCCAGGAGGAAGGCCACCAUCAGGAGGAGGACCAACUGCACCAGGUGGCUACCCAGGUCAACCAGGUAGACCAGGAACACCAGGAACACCUGGAGCACCUGGAUUACCAGGGACACCAGGAGGACCAGGAUAUCCAGGAGGAAGACCACCUGCAGGUGGUGGACCCACAGCACCAGGAGAAUACCCAAGUGGUCCAGGUGCACCAGGAGCACCAGGCUACCCAGGGGCACCAGGAGCUCCUGGGGUACCAGGAUUGCCAGGAGGAAGGCCACCAUCAGGAGGAGGACCAACUGCACCAGGAGGCUACCCAGGUCAACCAGGUAGACCAGGAACACCUGGAGCACCUGGAUUACCAGGGACACCAGGAGGACCAGGAUAUCCAGGAGGAAGACCACCUACAGGUGGUGGACCCACAGCACCUGGAGGAUACCCAGGUGGUCCAGGUGCACCAGGAGCACCAGGCUACCCAGGGGCACCAGGAUUACCAGGAGGAAGGCCACCAUCAGGAGGAGGACCAACUGCACCAGGAGGCUACCCAGGUCAACCAGGUAGACCAGGAACACCAGGAACACCUGGAGCACCUGGAUUACCAGGGACACCAGGAGGACCAGGAUAUCCAGGAGGAAGACCACCUACAGGUGGUGGACCCACAGCACCUGGAGGAUACCCAGGUGGUCCAGGUGCACCAGGAGCACCAGGCUACCCAGGGGCACCAGGAGCUCCUGGGGUACCAGGAUUGCCAGGAGGAAGGCCACCAACAGGAGGAGGACCAACUGCACCAGGAGGUUACCCAGGUGGCCCAGGCGUUCCGGGAGUGCCAGGCUAUCCAGGAGCCCCAGGAGUACCGACAGGACCAGGAGCUGGCCAACCACAACCAGGACAACCGGGAACACCAGGUGCUCCUGGACUACCAGGCAGCCCUGGAACACCAGGUCAACCAGGCACACCAGGCUACCCAGGAGGGCCAGGAUAUCCGGGCCAACCAGGAAUAUCUACAGGACCAGGUGGAAGACCACCAACUGGAGGGUACCCAGGAGGACCAACGGGCCCAGGUGCACCAGGACAGCCAGGAGCACCAGGACUACCAGGGCAGCCUGGAUACCCAGGACAGCCAGGAGUACCAUCAGGACCAGGAGGAAGACCUCCCACUGGAGGUUCCCCAGGAGUACCAUCAGGACCAGGUGGAAGACCACCAACUGGAGGGUACCCAGGAGGUCCAACUGGUCCAGGAUUACCAGGAGGACCAGGAUUACCAGGGCAACCAGGACGACCUGGCACACCAGGUCAACCAGGAACGCCAGGAUACCCUGGAGGACCAGGAUACCCAGGCCAACCAGGAAUACCAACGGGACCAGGAGGAAGACCACCAACAGGAGGGUACCCAGGAGGACCAACUGGUCCAGGAGCGCCAGGACAGCCAGGAGCACCAGGAUUACCAGGCCAACCAGGUGCACCGGGUUACCCUGGAGGUAGACCACCAUCACCAGGCUAUCCAGGAGGUCCAGGAUUACCAGGCACACCAGGACAACCAGGAGUACCAGGACAACCAGGAUAUCCAGGAGGACCAUCAGUCCCUGGUGGCCGACCACCUACUGGAGGUUACCCUGGAGGACCAACUGGGCCAGGAGGACCUGGAUUACCGGGUCAACCAGGACGACCUGGUGCACCAGGACAACCAGGAACGCCAGGCUAUCCAGGAGGACCAGGAUAUCCAGGCCAACCAGGAAUACCAACAGGACCAGGUGGAAGACCUCCAACUGGAGGCUACCCAGGAGGACCAACUGGCCCAGGAGCACCAGGACAGCCAGGAGCACCAGGACUACCAGGGCAACCUGGAUACCCAGGACAGCCAGGAGUACCAUCAGGGCCAGGAGGAAGACCACCCACUGGAGGUUACCCAGGAGUACCAUCAACACCAGGUGGAAGACCACCUACUGGAGGUUAUCCAGGAGGUCCAACUGGUCCAGGAUUACCAGGAGGACCAGGAUUACCAGGGCAACCAGGACGACCUGGCACACCAGGUCAACCAGGAACGCCAGGAUACCCUGGAGGACCAGGAUACCCAGGCCAACCAGGAAUACCAACAGGACCAGGAGGAAGACCACCAACAGGAGGGUACCCAGGAGGACCAACUGGUCCAGGAGCACCAGGACAGCCAGGAGCACCAGGAUUACCAGGACAGCCAGGAUACCCAGGACAGCCAGGAGUUCCAACAGGCCCAGGUGGAAGACCUCCUACUGGAGGCUACCCAGGGGCACCAGGAGGACCAACAGGUCCUGGACUACCAGGAGGUCCAGGAUUACCAGGCCAACCAGGACGACCUGGCACACCAGGUCAACCAGGAACACCAGGAUACCCUGGAGGACCAGGAUACCCAGGCCAACCAGGAAUACCAACAGGACCAGGAGGAAGACCACCAACAGGAGGGUACCCAGGAGGACCAACUGGUCCAGGAGCACCAGGACAGCCAGGAGCACCAGGAAUACCAGGACAGCCAGGAUACCCAGGACAGCCAGGAGUUCCAACAGGUCCAGGUGGAAGGCCACCUACUGGAGGUUACCCUGGAGCACCAGGAGUACCUGGGCUACCGGGAGGGCCAGGAUUACCAGGCCAACCUGGACAACCUGGUACACCAGGACAACCAGGAAAACCAGGAUAUCCUAGUGGACCAGGAUAUCCAGGCCAACCAGGAAUACCAACAGGACCAGGUGGAAGACCGCCAACUGGUGGGUACCCAGGAGGACCAACUGGCCCAGGAGCACCAGGACAGCCAGGAGCACCAGGAAUACCAGGACAGCCUGGAUACCCAGGACAGCCAGGAGUUCCAACAGGCCCUGGUGGAAGACCACCUACUGGAGGUUAUCCAGGAGCACCAGGAGGACCAACAGGUCCUGGACUACCAGGAGGUCCAGGAUUACCAGGCCAACCUGGACGACCUGGCACACCAGGUCAGCCAGGAACACCAGGAUACCCAGGAGGACCUGGAUACCCAGGUCAGCCAGGAAUACCAACAGGACCAGGAGGAAGACCACCAACAGGAGGAUACCCAGGAGGACCAACUGGUCCUGGAGCACCAGGACAGCCAGGAGCACCAGGCUUGCCAGGUGCACCAGGUUACCCUGGAGGUAGACCACCUUCACCAGGCUACCCAGGAGGUCCUGGAUUACCAGGUGCUCCAGGACAGCCAGGAGUACCUGGACAACCAGGAUAUCCAGGAGGGCCAUCAGGGCCUGGUGGUAGACCACCCACAGGAGGGUACCCUGGAGGACCAUCUGGGCCAGGAGGACCAGGAUUACCAGGACGACCUGGCAUACCAGGUCAGCCAGGAACACCAGGACAGCCAGGAGGACCAGGAUACCCAGGCCAACCAGGAAUACCCACAGGACCAGGUGGAAGACCACCAACUGGUGGUUUACCAGGAGGACCAAUUGGUCCAGGAGCACCAGGACAGCCAGGAGCACCAGGACAGCCAGGUACACCAGGAGUACCAGGACAGCCAGGAUACCCAGGACAGCCAGGACUGCCAGGAGGACCAGGUGGAAGACCACCCACUGGUGGAUAUCCAGGAGCACCAGGAGGGCCAACAGGACCUGGUGGACAGCCACCUACUGGUGGUUACCCUGGAUCACCAGGUGUACCAGGUUAUCCAGGAUACCCAACAGGACCUGAGGGACCAACAGGACCUGGAGGCAGGCCUCCACCUGGAUAUCCUGGAGGGCCUGGAGCACCUGGGGCUCCAGGUACUCCUGGAGCACCUGGACUCCCUGGACAACCUGGAACACCAGGGUACCCAGGAGGACCAGGAGGACCUAGUGGAGGACAACCACCUUCUACUACUCCAGGAGGCGGAGCGCCCCCGGUGCAGCUGGUGCCCUACCCGCUGCCCAUCGUGCCAGUCCCGGGCCUGUGCCCGUGCUACCUGGUCGAGCCCAGCGCCAACGGUACGUCUGGCAACGUGAGCCUGCCGCCGACGCCUCCCCCCUACAGGCCUCCGCCGACCUACAGCCCGCCCCCGCAGCAGCAGGGCGGCCUGCCGCCCUACGCCUUCAUCGGCUUCAUCCCAGUCAUCUUCUACCCGUAUUGCCCGGGCAACGGCAGCGACCCCAGCCAGACGCUGCAGCCCAUGUUCCCCUCGGCGGUGCUGGCGCCCUACCCCUGCUCGCAGUGCGGCUCGGGCAGUGGGGAGCAGCUGCCGCCGCCCACGCUGGCGCGCUUCGACCCCUCCUCCAGCUUCGGCCGCGUGCUGGACCUCGCCAACAUCCCGCUCACCUCUGUCGUCAGGGCGCCGCACCGGCGAGUCAUGAAGCGCAGGCAUCGAGUGCUCCCUGCCACGGCACCGGCGCUCUGAGACUGACAGCCCGUACAGAAUCGCUCUCGCCUCUCCUGAAGAUGACCACUUCCGUUGCCUUCGAAACGCUACCGUGCCUCCAGCUCAAGUGGCCUACCAGACAGCAUGAACUGGGACACGAAACUACAAACAACUGUUGUACAUCUAUUCCACAUAUACGUAACAAGGGUGGUAUACACUUUGCGAUAGUUCUAGGCGCCAGUUUCCUUUGUUGGUCACGUCACGAUCUUACCAGAGGGUGCCAACAUUUUGCAAAAUGUCUGCUGGCUUUCGUGGCCGUUGUCACUGAAGUUAAAAUCUUCUGGGUUAUAGUGUCCUAGCAGUAGUGGACACCAAAUGAUCCUGACGAAGAUCCCAGCAGAAACGUCGAA
Messenger RNA from Schistocerca cancellata (South American locust), 8593 nucleotides. Its product is annotated as collagen alpha-2(IV) chain-like. The record is from RefSeq and is a predicted model, not a curated record. The coding region runs from base 183 to 8222 and encodes 2679 amino acids. Lineage: Eukaryota; Metazoa; Arthropoda; Insecta; Orthoptera; Acrididae. The transcript is spliced from 14 exons.